Messenger RNA from Pseudoliparis swirei, 2683 nucleotides. RefSeq names its product intraflagellar transport 74 (gene ift74). Gene Ontology annotation, cellular component: cilium; intraciliary transport particle B; centrosome. The record is from RefSeq and is a predicted model, not a curated record. Gene Ontology annotation, molecular function: beta-tubulin binding. Lineage: Eukaryota; Metazoa; Chordata; Actinopteri; Perciformes; Liparidae. The transcript has 21 exons. Gene Ontology annotation, biological process: intraciliary transport involved in cilium assembly; cilium assembly. The coding region runs from base 167 to 1969 and encodes 600 amino acids.
GGCAACGGGACCAUCAUCUCCAGUUAGCAAGCGUCUGAACUUUUAGCGUCAUUUACAUUUAUCUUUGCCAAUAAAACAUCGUUUUCCGGUCGGAACGUUUGGAAACAUCUUCAGGACCGAGCCGACAGAAGGAGUUCGUUGUUGAGCAACUCUUAUUGGAGGCAGCAUGGCGGCUCAGCGGCCUCCCUCCAGCAUCGGUCGCCCGCUGAGCCGCAGUGGAUCUGUGGCGCCCGGCGCCGGAAGACCCACGACGGCUGUCCGCCCGCCACCCACAGCCACCCGCCUGGCCACUGGGAUGGCUCCAGGUACAAGCGGCCAUCCUGGCAUGAGGGGCGGCGCCCCCCCCACCGGAGUGCUGUCGGCCCAGAUCAAAGUGACGGACCGGCCGGUGACCCAGCAGGGCCUCAGCGGCAUGAAGACGGGCAUGAAAGGACCUCAGAGACAGAUCCUGGAUAAGUCCUACUACCUGGGCCUUCUGAGGAGUAAAAUCAACGAGUUAACCACAGAGACCAGCAAACUGCACAAAGAGAUCGACAACUACAACCAGGAGAACUCCGUCUACCUCUCCUACGAGAAGAGAGCGGAGGGCGUGGCCACGGAGAUCAAGGACCUCCUGGGACAGCUCGCGGACUACAACAUGCUGGUGGACAAGCUCAACACCAACACGGAGAUGGAGGAGAUGAUCACCGACUACAGCCAGCUGAAGGCUCACAACGACAGCGAGGCCGAGAGCAUCGACAGCAUCUUCACCCAGAGGAGAGAGAGGGAGGAGGCCAUCAGGGCGAUGGAGGAGGAGAUCAGGAGGGAGCGCCACGUGGCCCAGGAGGUGGUCCAGGCCAUGCCGGCCGCCAAGCAGGAGGCGUACGUCACCAUGACGACGGCCAAUGAGGAGCUGCUGCAGGAGCUCACGGUUCUCCAGGAGGAGCUGGACGUCCUGAUGACCAGGAAGGAGGACUACGACGCUGAGCUGUCCCACUCGUACAUAAAGCAGGAGGUGGUCCGUCUCCAUGAGACGUGGUCGUUGCUGCAGGUGAAGCGUGACGCCAUGGAGGCGGAGCAUCAUAGCCUGGGCUCUCCUCAGGAGGAGAGGGAGCAGCUCUUCAGACAGGUGAAGGAGGACAACCAGGAGAUCGCCGGCAUGGAGCGGCAGCUCUCAGAGAUCAGGGACCGGUUGGGCCAGAUCACAGAGGAGGUCCAGCAGCUGCAGCAGGACUCAGAGGAAGCUCAGGGGGAGUGUCAGCAGAAAUACAAAGAGCUGAAGAGGAAAGAGGAGGAAAUCGACCGGUACCUGGAGUCCUUUGAGGAGUCCAGAGCGCAGGAGCAGGACAAGAUGAGCCAGAGUCAGGAGAACGUCGUCUCCCUCCUGGAGCACUGCAGCAGGAACAUGCUGCGGCUGCAGCAGGUGGACACGGUGACGGCCAGCGAGCUGAGGAGCAUGCAGGAGGUGCUGGUCAGCAAGGAGACCGAGGUCGUCCAAUCAGAGAGCACCGCCAGAGGACUGACCACUGAGUCCCAGCGCCUGCAGCAGGACCUGGAGAAGGUGCAGCAGCUGGAGGGGAAGAUCUCUGGAGAGCUCCUCCUGCUGCAGGAGCGCGUCGCCUCCAUGGAGGAGGAGCUGCUCACCUACCGGGACCUGGAGGCCCUGAGGAGCACGGCGGAGGACAAGAAGAGGAAGCUGCAGGAGGACCGCGUGUCUCUGACUCAGAGGCGUGGUUCCUUCAGGGAGCUGCUGGAGGAGAAGAGCCGGAGAUAUGAAGCUCUGAGGAGCUCGCUGCAGGAGAACGAGACGCACGCGCAGCUCGCCAACCUGGAGAGGAAAUGGCAACACCUGGAGCAGAACAACUUCGUCAUGAAGGAGUUCAUCGCCUCCAAGUCUCAGGAGAGCGACUUCAACCCGGUGGCCGCCAACGUGAGCCGCCAGGUGGCCGAGUACAACCAGACGCUCAUCGCCCUGCUGCACAACAAGUAAACAACAACAAGUAAACAACAGACGCUCAUCGCCCUGCUGCACAACAAGUAAACAACAACAAGUAAACAACCAGACGCUCAUCGCCCUGCUGCACAACAAGUAAACAACCAGACGCUCAUCGCCCUGCUGCACAAAUAAACAACAACAAGUAAACAACAGAUGUUCAUCGCCCUGCUGCACAAGUAAACAACAGACGCUCAUCGCCCUGCUGCACAACAAGUAAACAACAGACGCUCAUCGCCCUGCUGCACAAGUAAACAGACGCUCAUCGCCCUGCUGCACAAGUAAACAAGUAAACAGACGCUCAUCGCCCUGCUGCACAACAAGUAAACAAGUAAACAGACGCUCAUCGCCCUGCUGCACAAGUAAACAACAAGUAAACAACCAGACGCUCAUCGCUCUGCUGCACAACAAGUAAACAACCAGACGCUCAUCGCCCUGCUGCACAAGUAAACAACAAGUAAACAACCAGACGCUCAUCGCUCUGCUGCACAACAAGUAAACAACCAGACGCUCAUCGCCCUGCUGCACAACAAGUAAACAACCAGACGCUCAUCGCCCUGCUGCACAACAAGUAAACAACCAGACGCUCAUCGCUCUGCUGCACAAGUAAACAACAAGUAAACAACCAGACGCUCAUCGCCCUGCUGCACAAGUAAACAACAAGUAAACAACCAGACGCUCAUCGCCCUGCUGCACAACAAGUAAACAACA